AUGGCGGUGGCUGAGACACAGCUGUACGCAAAGGUGUCCAACAAGCACAGGAGCAAAAGCCCCUCCGUACUCCUCGAGUCUCUCCUCACCAAAGGAUUCCCAGCUCAUAUUGCGCAAAAAGCCUUGGCUGCCACUGGACAAAAGACAACAGAAGAAGCUACGAAGUGGUUGCACUCACACUGCAAUGAUCCCUCUUUGGAAGACCCAAUCCCUCAAGAGUAUGCUCUUUACUUGUGUCCCACCGGCCCUUUGCAUAACCACCUGCAAGAAUUUUGGAAGGAGAGCAAGCGCCAAUGUGGGAAAAACAGAGCCCAUGAGAUUUUUCCACACAUCACUCUCUGCGAUUUCUUCACGUGUGAAGACCAGAAAGUGGAAUUGUUGUAUGACACCUUAAAGCGAGUCGGUGACAGGUUUUCACAGUGCUUUCCACCAUCCAUUUCCCUAACACUACAUUCAUCCACCAGCUACCUUGGCUUCUUCAUUGGUGACAGCCAUGCAAAUAUUCUCAAAGAGUUUGCUCUGGCGUUCUCAUCAGAGGCUUCGUCUCUGGCAGAUUGCCAUGUGAAACCCUGCCUAAAGCAGAUCCACCUUACCUUGGCUCACAAGUUUUAUCCUCACCAUCAGAAGACCUUGGAACAAUUGGCCAAAUGCAUUAACCCCGGGGAGACCUGUCAGUGGGUAGCUGUUCUCUACUCACGGGACAUGCGCUUUGUACAUUACCAGACACUGAGGGCCCUCUUCCAGUACAAGCCCCAGAACAUCGAUGAACUCAUGAUCAACACCGGAGACUUCAUCUACGUUGACCCGACACAGCAGACUGAUGUGAGUGAAGGCUGGGUGAUCGGGACCUCGCAUCGGACUGGCUGCAGGGGUUUUCUUCCUGAGAACUACAUGGAGAGGGCCAACGAGUCAGACACAUGGGUUAAGCACAGGGAAUAUGUUUUUGUAACAGCUUCAAGAUUCUUCACCCAAAUUGAAAAUGAACCUAAGGGAAAGCUGAAUGGAGAAGUCCAUAAUCCAAGUAUGUCAAGGAGCACAACAAAUGUACUUCAGAAUGCCACCCUGCGAAGAGGCGUGCUGGUGGUGCGCCACGGGGAAAGCAUUGAUCAGGUCUUUGGCAAAUCUUGGCCUCAGCAGUGCUUGACGGCAGACGGUGAGUAA
Molecule: messenger RNA, 1161 nt
Organism: Apaloderma vittatum (bar-tailed trogon)
Lineage: Eukaryota; Metazoa; Chordata; Aves; Trogoniformes; Trogonidae
Gene: UBASH3A
Product: ubiquitin associated and SH3 domain containing A
Exons: 8
Coding region: 1-1161 (386 amino acids)
Molecular function (GO): protein binding
Source: RefSeq, a predicted model, not a curated record